Molecule: messenger RNA, 2718 nt
Organism: Moesziomyces antarcticus
Lineage: Eukaryota; Fungi; Basidiomycota; Ustilaginomycetes; Ustilaginales; Ustilaginaceae
Exons: 1
Coding region: 1-2718 (905 amino acids)
Molecular function (GO): zinc ion binding
Source: RefSeq, a predicted model, not a curated record
AUGGACGAACAAGGCAUCCAGCUCGCUGAUCAGCAGCGCGACGAGCACGAGGUUGAGCUCAUCCUCGGAGCGCUGCCUUCGCUGUGGCACAACACGCAGAAUGUGCUCAGAGAUCUCGGCUACCAGCAGGCGCCAGCACCGGAGGCCGACGAAGGGCCGCAACUUGGUCAACCCAACGACGGUCCCGCUGCUUGGAGAAGCGACGACAAGACUGCUGCGGCACCAAAUUCACCCGGCGGAAGCGAUGACGAUGGGGACGAGAAGGUCUGUCGUAUGUGCUUUUCGUCGGAAGCCGAGCUGGCAGACGACGGCUCAUCUCUCGGCAGGCUCAUACGUCCGUGCUACUGCGAUGGCAGCAUGCGUUACGUGCACGAUACGUGCCUCGACCAGUGGCGGCGCAAAGCGGAGGCUUCGGAAGCUGCGCGCGUCUGCGGCCAGUGCCAUGCACGCUACCGCUUCCGUCGCCGACCACACGCCAACCUCAUGGCCUUUGUCCAGGCCAGCCAGAUGCUGCGUAUCCUCGUCUGCGUCCUGGCCAUCUUCAUCCUCUCCGUGGCCUUUGGUAUGGUCGCUCUGCUGUCACUCAAGACGGUCGCUCUUCUAGGCUCGACUCCGCUGGGCUUCGUUCGAGAUGCGGCGCUUCGACGAGUGCACGUCAACAGCACGCCGUGGAACAUCACACUGCAGCCUGACAAGGCGCGUGCUGAGGUCUGGAUUCCCGCCGAGACGUGGAAGCACAGCACAAGCACCGGCGGCAUGCCUCGGCUCGACGAAGAGUUCUACUCCAAGAUCGACCUCGAGGUCUUUGCGCGCGUUCGCCAGGAGCAGCUGCUCAACCCAGUCUAUUGGAAGCGCGUGCAGCGUCUGCCUUCGUCGUAUCGCGCCAACUAUACCGACGCCAUGAUCGUCAGAGCCAAACUUCAAUCUGGCGAAGAUGUAUCCGAAGAACUCGAGCGCCUCUCGCGCGGUCUUCCGCUCUUCCCUUGGAAACCAACAAAACGCUCAGCGAGCGAAGCAGGCGCAGCGCAGGAUGGAGCACAUCCCUCCUUGCCCGUGCCAGAGCGCGAAAGUGCCAAUAUCUCCUCGCCAAGCUCGCAAACGCCCUUCAACCUCACGCCUUCACUGCGGGAGCGCCUCGUUGGCAGCGAUUUCAAGUUCAAGUUCGGCAUUCCUUUCCUCUCUUCGCACCGAAAGGAGAGCGACGCCGACACGGCUGGGCAUGAGGAAAAAUUCGGUGUUUGGCAGCGGCAGAACAUGACGAUCAAGUUCGACUACGAGGAGCUGUCCAGCUUCAUUCUCGACGAGCCUUCGGAGCAUGUGCUUGUACGUAGCCUACCCGAGUGGCUUGGAUUCGCACGCUACGUGCCGUAUUGUAUCGUGCUCGCGCUGGUGGACCGCUUCUACUUUCUCGCCAGCGUGUUCCGGCCGUGGUGGUCGUCGAUCGCGCGCUCGGCACUGCAGCUCGCACUGCUGCUGCUCGAGUCGCAUCGCGAGCUGCUCUGGUGUGCCAGCAAGGCGGCCGUCGCCGCACUCGUCGCUUAUGUCGACGUCGAGUUCGAGCCCGUCAGAUUCAACCCAGACAACGCGGUGAUCGUCGGCCCGCCUAGGACACGGCGACGACGUGCUGCGGCGAUGGUCCGCGAGGUUCUGGUCGUCGGGGCGGAUACAGUGUUCGGCCCCAUGUGGCUGAAUUGGUGGGGCGGGUAUUCGCUCGCGGUCUACAUGCGUCCGCGUCAGUUCAUGACGACGGAGCGCGUCGAGAUGACGCAGCUCGCGGCGGUGUUCGCGCCCAAUCUCACCGUGCUGCUCGAUGCGAUCGUUUCGGGGCUGGCCUCGUUCAGCACACGUGCGGAACGUUUCAAGACGACGACUGACAGAUGGACACACGCGGACUGGGUGCACCACGACUACUCGGCGUCCGAAGGCUACCGCAGGAUGAUCGCAACACUUCUCGGUGAUGAACAGGCGAGCAAGGCUACGCUGCACGAUCUCUGGCUCGAGGCUGGCAGCAAGCGCUUGCUGCCCGGCAGGACCAAGCCGCUACAGAUGGCACUGAUGCCCAAGCUCAGCAUGUGGAAAACGGCGUUUCUGCUGGGAUGUCUGGUGACCACGGCGCUAGCGCUCGUGGUUGCCACCAAGAUGGCUUGGGACUCGACCAUCUCGCACUUUGCGAGGCAGGCUUGGCGGUCGCUGGUGAGCAUCUGGCAGCUGGCGUUACAUUCGGGCGACAGCUUGCGCGUGGCGUGGCGACAGACGGUGUCGAGCGUGCUCUUUAUCGCUCGCUGGACGCUUGGCAGGGCCAGACGUUUGGCGUCGCAGCUCGUGCGAAGUGUCAAGAGCGCCGCUCGGAGCGUUCGGAGCAGUCAGGAGAGUCACUCGGGCACAGAAGCUUCUGAUCGACAAGAUUCGUCAUCGUCGUCGACACAGCAUACCGAUGCAGACGGUGCGGCAGAGCAGGCAGAGCAGGCCGAGGCGAUGCCCGAACCUUUGCUCAACGAUCCCUUCAUUCAGGGCGGGCACAUGGGCGUGUUUGGCGCAAUCCUCGGCCACGUCGCCUCCAUCUAUGGCUGCAUCCAUGCGUUCGUGUUCACGAUGCGCUUCAUCCUCGUCUAUCUGCCGUUCGAGCCGUUCGUCAUUCUGUACUCGCUCCUCCAGCAGCUCAUCCAGGUCGACGUGGCCAACACCGAGGUGCUCGACCGUGAAGACGUCGAUGUCUAG